Messenger RNA from Diospyros lotus (date-plum), 1405 nucleotides. Its product is annotated as SNAP25 homologous protein SNAP33-like. The coding region runs from base 277 to 1173 and encodes 298 amino acids. The record is from RefSeq and is a predicted model, not a curated record. The transcript has 6 exons. Gene Ontology annotation, molecular function: SNAP receptor activity. NCBI's taxonomy places the organism in Eukaryota, Viridiplantae, Streptophyta, Magnoliopsida, Ericales, Ebenaceae. Gene Ontology annotation, cellular component: plasma membrane; SNARE complex.
GACAAAGAUGGGAAGAGAAAAGGACCCACCAAACAAAUUUUUAGAACAAGUCGUUGAUCGGUUCAUACCCUCAAGACUUCUUCCCUGUACUUGCCCUCUUUUCUUCUUUUUCUUCUUCUUCUUCUUCCAGUUGGAGCAACCCCCUUCUCUCUGGUCUUCUUGGAAUCUCAGGUACUUACUGAAGUCAGUUUUGAAGUUAACUGAAGUAUUGUCUAGUUACCAUUAAAGAAGUUCAAACAAAACAACUAAUCAAACUUUUCAUUUUGUCUACAAAAAAUGUCCGGUCUUAAGAAACCUACCAUAAAGAAUAAUGUAAAACAAAGCCCAGUUGCUCCAAAAAUUCCUACGGGUUCUAGCUUGAAUCCUUUUGACUCUUAUGAUGAGUUAGACAACACCACCACCCGUAAAACCCAACAUAGAGCUUCUGAAAGCAAUGUCAACCGCCUUUUUGAUGAUAAUGGAGGAAAUAGGGCGUCUUCAUCUGCCGAUUCACUUUCUUCAGCACCAAGAAAUAGAUACAGGAAUAAUUUCCAAGACUCUGGAGGAUUAGAGAACCAGAGUGUCCAAGAAUUAGAAAAUUAUGCUGUGUACAGAUCUGAGGAGACUACAAAAACAGUCAACAAUUGCCUGAAGAUAGCAGAGGAGAUGAGAGAGGAUGCUACCAAGACUUUGGUUGCCUUGCAUCAGCAGGGGGAGCAAAUAACCAGGGCUCACACGGUUGCUGCUGACAUUGAUCAUGAUCUUAGUAGGAGUGAGAAGCUAUUAGGAAGCCUGGGGGGCAUCUUCUCCAAGACUUGGAAGCCGAAGAAGACACCCCCAAUAACAGGGCCUGUGAUGAUAAGAGAUGAUCCGGCUUAUAGAAGAGGUAACCACAUGGAGCAGCGGGAGCGAUUGGGACUGGUCCCUGCAUCCAAAGGACACUCAAAUACACAAACGCCACUGCCUGAACCUACCAAUGCACUGCAGAAAGUUGAGGUAGAGAAGACAAAGCAAGAUGAUGCACUUUCAGAUAUAAGUGAUCUAUUGGGGGAGCUGAAGGGCAUGGCUGUUGACAUGGGAUCUGAAAUUGAUAGGCAAAAUGAAGGCUUGGGUCACGUACAGGACGACAUGGAUGUGCUGAAUACCCGUGUGUUAGACGCCAACCGGAGGGGACGCCAUAUGCUCGGGAAGUAGAGAAGCUCUGGUUGGAUGCAGACUCGAUAUCUGUCAUUGGCUUAUCGCUGCCUUUCUCGCUGCCUUAAAAACUAAACAAUAAAUCUAUUUGGAUAGAAUCUAUCCAGAUAGAAUUAAAACUGAAUGAGCUCUUAAAUUUUUAUUUUAUUUUCCUGAAGAAAUGUCAAGAAAUUAAUUCAAAGUCACCUUUAUCAAGGAACUUAGAUUGAUUGAGAAACACCUGUUUAUCGUA